This is a messenger RNA of Gymnodraco acuticeps, 6430 nucleotides long. RefSeq names its product PH domain containing endocytic trafficking adaptor 1 (gene pheta1). The record is from RefSeq and is a predicted model, not a curated record. Gene Ontology annotation, biological process: retrograde transport, endosome to Golgi; receptor recycling; endosome organization. The coding region runs from base 3492 to 4376 and encodes 294 amino acids. Gene Ontology annotation, cellular component: trans-Golgi network; early endosome; recycling endosome. The transcript has 3 exons. NCBI's taxonomy places the organism in Eukaryota, Metazoa, Chordata, Actinopteri, Perciformes, Bathydraconidae.
CCAGUGAGAUACUUGAGAUACGAGUGGAAGGGAUGCUUGUUCCAUACACUGAUCGACCCUGGUUGUCCGAGGCACGAGGAGCCAGAGCUGAGGCCAAGCAUCUACUUUUAUUUAUUUUUAUAAAUCGCUAACGGAUUUCAAUCACCAGGAGAUCAUUUAGACACUUAUAGACUUAAAGAGCACUGAACAACCUCCAGGCAUAACAGUGUCAGGGUGAUAUAACUGUGAAACUGGGCAUCAGUAAGUGUGAGUGUAGAUGAAUUUAUAGAGGAGGAGAUAUUUUUGUUGCAUAGAAAUAGCUGUAAUAAAGAUUAGAAAGCUGCUGAAACCCUGUCACGAAAGUAAAGAGGCAGGUUAAGAUGAAGAGGUACAAGAUGGGGUGAAAUAAUGUCGGCCAGUAUUUGAUUGAUGUCUACACAGACUUUUGCUCUGUGCAUACUCAGAUAGAAAUCAAUAGCUCCACUGAAGCAGUGGAAUUUGCCUUUUAAGAAUUGUAAUUGUUUGCCGGCGAGUGAGCUUCUCGACUGCAGAUAAGGAGAAAAAUGACAUUUGGUCAGUGUACGCCAUGGUCAGUCAUAGUGUAUUUUUUGAAAGUUUUGAAAUAAAUGGAGAUGUGGUCGCUGAUCUGUGUCCAGACAUGUUCACCGUACAUCAACAUCUAUGUGCUCUGGUGCCAUGUAAGAUACGUUUUUCACAAUAACAUGCAGAAAUACAUUCGUACCAUAGUUACAGCUUUAAAAGAUCGUGGAAAAAGUAAUAAUUUGCAUCACAUUUUCUUUGUAUACAAAUACACAUAAACAUGUUUGAUAUCUAUAUAUUUCAGGCAUUUUUCUACAGAGACUUUAACAUUUAAAGAGAUGAUAUUUUUUAUAUUGUGUGGGAUGACUGAGAGGUAUUUUGACGAAAGCUGACAAUCCCUCAAGGUGCGUUUUUUCAGCAGGGUAUAGCAUGAUGAGUUAUUUAUAUAUAGCAACAGGAUGUUGUUUGUAUGGAUGAAAACAAGUGGUUCAGUCAUAUCACUUUAAGAAACUUGACAGAAUGGGCUGCUGUGAGAAGAACAUGUAAGGUAGAGAAGAUUAAAGGCGUAAACCAAAUACCUAGUUGUGCUUUAUCACAUGGUAGAACUGGGGCUGAAUAAAUGCAUGACUGACUCUACACUUUGUCUUGCCAUCACUGUGUUUUUCUAUGCAUUUCUGUGGAGAGGCUGUCUGUUGGUUGCUCCAACAUGCAGCACUCCCCCUCAUUUCCUCAUAUGAAGUCGCUGCAGCCACUUUAAAACUGUCAAAUGUCUACUUUGCUUGGACCAAUCAAAUACGGACAAUAAUACAUUGUAUUUGUAUAGCACUUUAUAAACCAGAGAUUAUAGAGUGUGCCAUCAGGACAAACUGAAUAUAAAGAAACAGACAAUAAGAGACAGGCCAUUUUUGAUCAAUAACAUUUGGAAAGGUACACUGGAGAGCAACAACACAGCCUCUCUUCAUAUUCAGACGGGAGGCAUCACACUUCUAAACUCCACCUCUUUGUUCUCACUGGACACAGAGACUGAAUUCAUGAAUGAAUCACUCUGGAUCAAUGAGUUUUAUGGACUGUCUGAAAAAAGCUUUUGGUGAUAUUUUGUCGUGUUUUCACAAAAUGUUGGAAAAUACCCUGUGAGAAGUAAACACUUUACACUAAAUGUCAGCGUGUCUGUGUAUUUUAUGGACCGAAUGAUUCAAGUUCAGAAAUGGUUGAUUUGAUGUCUUUAGCAUUAACUGUUGUCUUGAAAAAGCAUCUUCACAGUGUCAAGUCUUUGUGAACUGUGAGUUAAAUAGAAGAAAUUAAACCGGCUUCAAGAUCAUCACCCUUAAUCCAAGCUACCAAAACACAGUGUGAUGAAACCUUUCAGAAAGAGGAAUAUCCUACAUGAAAUGGCACCAGCAGCUGCAUCAGUUAAUUGAAGAUUAGUGUGAUGAGAUAGCAGGCUGGCGAUGCUAAAGGCCAUCAGCUGUCUCCAGAAGACAUUCCAAUGAAUUCACAGUGACUCAUCAUGAUCGUACACAGUAAUUAAACGGGCCAAAGCCAAAUCUCCAUGCCUUCAAUGUAGGACAGGGUCACAGGAUAGCAAAUACUGGAAUGUCACAAAAUGGGCAUAGAACAUUUGCAUGGGAAUAGUACAUCUUUAGCUCACUGUUUUCGUAUGCUUGGGCGAGAUGGCAACGAACUCAAAAAAGUUAAAAUGGUAAAGGAAGGUUUCACCGGGCAGCUCUCAGGAUAUGUAAAUGGCAAAAAAAAUUGCUGAAGAAAAAAAACUUGUUUUUAAUAACUUGGCAAUAAUCAUUGGCAUUAUUGUCAAUGUUAGCAGUUAAAACAUUAUUAUAUUCACAAUAAAAUGAAUGUAUUGUAAUGCUCAUCAUAUUCUGAACUAACUCCAGUGACAGGUCUAUAAACCAAUGGGCAUAGUUUGGAAAACAAAUUGAUGUUACAUCUCCUGUAGCUACACUGAGUUAAGUCAGUCAGUAGUUGGAUCCUUGAAAAAUAAGUAUUUUUUGUUGACUAUAGUCUAAUUAACCUACAUUAACCCUGCUUGUAACAGUUCAUUCAAAUGCUUUUCCAUCUCCUUUUGUAAGCCUUCACAUUUUCAUCAAUUAGUAUGCAUAGCAACAUGCAUCAUGCAUGAACUGCUCAUUUAUUACAUGUUUUGUGCAUGGAUGCUAGGUGUAAUUACUCUUGCAGUGUGUGUUUAGAAUGCUGUCGGCUACAAUGAGAUGCUAUGAUUGGCUGCGGUUCACCAUCAGUAGCUUUGAAUUAAUAUAGUGGGACUUUAAUACUCCUCUUCUCUCAUUAUGAUGCACUUUUGUUACAUUGUAAUCCAACUCCUGCAAAAUCCUGGGCCACUUACAGCACCUUCUUGUGAUGCAUGAUCAGGCUCUCCUUUUUCUCUCCACAUCAGACAAGCCGAGUGAUGUUGCUUUUUUAAAACAAUACAACUAAAAACAAAAAGGCGUUGCCGUUUACGUGUGACAAAAUUGGGGUUGGAAUUGGCUGUAUGUUAAGGGGCUCAAGCUAAAAUGUUGCAGAUGGCUCUCCAUACAUGGAGCCAGCUACAAUCAGCCUGUAGCAAUAUUGUCUAAACGCACCCACUCCAAGGGCAAACACAGGGUGCGUUUGUUUUAACGCACAGCUCAUCCGGAUGGAGAACGUUCCAUCCGCAGGAGAGCUGUAAUCGCGUCCCCGCCCAGUCGUGCUGGUCGUGCUGUAACAACAAUGCGGCUUCUCAGUCGGUCACGUUACAGGGAAGAAAAAGGAAAGAAAGUACGAAGAGAGAUAAAGCAAAAACAAACGACAGUGAUUUUAUCUAUAUGACAGGCGGUGGCGUCUUUAUCUCCAGGGACAGAAAAAGCCAAAAGAAGAUGGAGACAUUUUAAGUAAUGAGCUUCAGAUGUGACAAGAGGACAGUGGUGGCUAUGAGAUAAACACGUGUAUAAACAACCAGCUGAGGAAAAGUAGGAGGGAUGAAGCUGAACGAACGCAGCGUGGCGCACUACGCCACCUGUGACUCACCGCCAGACAAGACAGGCUUCCUGUUCAAAAAGGGUGAGCGCAACACAGCGUAUCACCGGCGCUGGUUUGUCCUGAAAGGAAACAUGCUCUUCUACUUUGAGGAGCGCGAGAGCCGAGAGCCCAUCGGUGUCAUCGUCCUUGAAGGAUGCACCGUGGAGCUGUGCGAGUCAGCCGAGGAGUUCGCCUUUGCCGUCAAGUUUGACUGUGCCAAAGCCCGGGUGUACAAGAUGGCUUCUGACAACCAAGCAGGCAUGGAGUCGUGGGUGAAAGCGUUGUCGAGGGCCAGCUUUGACUACAUGAGGCUGGUGGUGAAGGAGCUGGAGAGGCAGUUGGAGGAGAUCCAGGAGGCAGCAGGAGGAGACUGCGUCGGGGCUGGAGGCCUGCAGGGCAGGUCCAAGCCCUCCAGGAGACACCAAGUUUCACGGUCCAGAUCAGGAGCAUCCUCUUCUUCAUCUUCAUCAUCUACAUCCUCCUUAUCCUCAUCAUCAGGGGCCCCUCCCAUGGCAGUCAACUAUUCUGCCCAGAGGAGCAUCCAGGAUGAGGUGCAGCUCAUGUCUGAUUGUCCCAAGGAGAACGGAGUUGCGUGGAGUAAACCAGCAGUCUCAUUGGCUAACGGCUUUGCUGAGGAAGCGUCCUCCUGUGCGGCCUGGGAGGCCUGCUCAGACUCUGGGAGUAACAGUGGUCCAGGGGCGAGGGCUCCACCGGUGCCACGCAGGAGACGAGGAGCCUCUCUAGAAAGCCCCGUCUCCCCUGGCACCGGCUGCUUCUCCAAACUCCAUGACUGGUACGGCAAAGAGGUGGAGGAAGUGAGAGUGCAGUGGCUGCAGAGCAAGUGAACUUAUUGAGAUAGGUUAUCUCUUUUUCCACAGUUUUAUUAUUCCUUCCUGAUCAUUCUGCGACCCAACAGACGAGCGACAAAACUGAGACCUUUUUUGCACAUUGCAGUCUUAUCACAGAUAAAAAAAGACAAAUAGAUUACGAGAUUGAUUCCAUAUCUUGGCUGGCACAGGGGAAUCAAUCUUUCUUAAACAUUAACACUAUCCAUUGUACAACGCAACACAUUUUAAUCACAGUAUGCUAACAGGUUUGAAUGUCAUUUGCCAAGGACAAUUAUAAAUAUUUGACAAUUAAAAUGGUAAUCAUUUAUUAAAAGCAUCAGUUUUUCUGAUGCGACACUUAAUUUAGAACUACGCUGUUUUAUUUUUACAUUGCCAAUUUUAAAGAGUUCUUCUCCCUUCCUCUAGCUUACACAUAUUCCAAACAUAUGCAAUUGUAUUGGGGUCAGAUCUCAUUAAAGCUAAAGCAACCUUGAUAAAGUAUGUUCUCUAUAUGCAAAAUCUGGUGCUAAGCAACUGAAAAUACAUAAAAAUAACUGCUUAAAUCACCACAUUAAGGUUUAUUAUUGAUCCUAGCCCGUGAUGGUAACAGUGUGUUCUAUGCAAAUGAAAUAAAGAAGGCCACACAAGUAACAAUCUGGAGACAUUGCGUAAAAACAAAUCCUAAUCCAUGGAUCAGGUUGCUAUAGUCACACGUUAUCUGAAGCAUACAGAGGAGAAAGAUAAGAGGACAUCCUGUUGCUUUAAGAUUGAUGAUGAAAUAAAGAAAGAGCACUGUUUGUACAGCUGAUGACAUUUUAAUAAUCUCAUGGCAAAGGCACCAAGACAAUUAACAUCAAUCCAGCUUCCUGUAACUUUGAGAUAAGAAGUAGUGUCAGGGAACACCAGACCAGUUUCCGCUCCGUUCUCCGAGUGCAGCACAUCUCGACCGAGAGAAGUUGCGGCGGCUAAGGUCAUCCUCUAGACAGUGGCCGUGGUGGAGCUGCAUGUCUCGCUCAGAGCUACACACUGGUAUUUUUAGCCUCUGUUAGCUUGCGGCCAGAUGAUGCUGUGUCACAAGAGUACGUGUCUGUCACUUAGUUCUCGUUUGACUCUUGGAUUUCAUAGAAGGAGAUGUUUUGUCUUGUCUCGCAGGAGUUUUUUAUUUGCCAUAGUUAUUAUGUUAUAAUUCCUUUUUUUACAAUCAAAUCAUUUUAAUUCAGUCAUACAGUGUGUUGUGACCUGUAUGUGAACAUUUAACCUCUUGGUUAUAUCAAUAUUUUACUCUUCCAUGUUGGAAAAUAACACCAGCAGUCUUGGGCCUUUUUUAAAUGAUUGUGUUACUAUAAUUAUUUUGUAUUUCUAUAUUCAAUCACAAAGCACUCUUGAUUUAUAUUUGCCUUAUGUUAACUUUAUAACUCUGGUAUUGUUCUUGCAACCAUUGCCACUGUGUUGAGAGGGUUACUGUACUGCUGCUAUUCUUUCUUCCUUCCUUCCUUCCUUUUUUUCUUUCUUUCUAUCUUUCUUUCUUUGCAAAGGCUCUUGUAAUCACUUUUGACAAGUCUGCAUCAUUGCACAGCGCUAUCGUUUCUCUUAUACACUUGACGUGUAUAGAAAUGACAAUGUGGGGAGUAGUGGUAAAGUGUGGAGGUUUUUUACAGCAACAUCAAAGUGGUAUGCUCUUGACAUGAUUUCAACAAAAUUAUACUCGUGCCAAUUUGAUGAACUCCAGAAGAGCACUACUGUAAUUAUAGAUGACAAAAGUCGUUUUUUAAUAAUAACAAUAUGUAAAGAAAUGUGUCAAAUGAACCAUAUCAUUAUUUAUUUGUAGUGCCAACAGAGAAAUGCAAUCUAAAUUCACAUUAUUAAGAUGGUCAAGGCUCUCUUUCUCUAUUGAAUUCCUCAAUCGUAGUCAAGUAUUAUCAAGUGUUAUAGUUCACAAUAUGAGUAUUAUUUUAAAUAACCAAUAAUGUUGUGGAUUUGACACAUUUUUCUGAUAUGGUACCAUGAAAAGAGGUUUGUUUAUAAAUAAUUGAAUGUAAACCCUUAAAUAAACAGUGUUAUGAUGUGAACAG